AUGGGUGGAUCGCUCUCCAGACUCUUGUCCUUUGGAUGGUGGGCGAAGAAAGAAAUACGUAUCUUGAUUCUGGGACUUGACAACGCUGGGAAGACGACACUUCUCUAUCGCCUCAAGAUUGGCGAGGUUGUAACCACGAUACCUACAAUCGGAUUCAAUGUCGAAUCUGUCACAUAUAAGAAUCUCAAUCUCAACGUUUGGGAUCUCGGAGGACAAACGUCGAUACGCCCCUACUGGCGAUGCUACUACGCCAAUACAGCCGCCGUUAUAUUCGUCAUUGACUCGACAGAUAUUGAGCGACUAGGCACAGCGUCAGAUGAGCUAGCAGCAAUGUUAAAUGAAGAGGAACUCCGUGACGCGGCCCUUUUGGUUUUUGCAAACAAGCAGGAUCAACCAGGUGCCAAGGGCGCUGGAGAAAUUUCAGAGGCGUUGAAGUUGGGUGAACUGAGAGACAGGAAUUGGAGUAUAGUUGCUUGUUCUGCUAUUGAUGGUAAAGGCAUUGACGAAGGUAUGGAUUGGUUGGUGGUAAGUAUAUUCGCUAUUUCCUGUUUCGGGUUACGGCUGACGGGCCUACAGCAAACUGUUCAGUCAGAAAAUUCAUGA
Molecule: messenger RNA, 603 nt
Organism: Coccidioides posadasii C735 delta SOWgp
Lineage: Eukaryota; Fungi; Ascomycota; Eurotiomycetes; Onygenales; Onygenaceae
Source: RefSeq, a predicted model, not a curated record